Messenger RNA from Microsporum canis CBS 113480, 621 nucleotides. Its product is annotated as glutathione S-transferase. Gene Ontology annotation, cellular component: cytoplasm. The transcript has 3 exons. The record is from RefSeq and is a predicted model, not a curated record. Gene Ontology annotation, molecular function: glutathione binding; glutathione transferase activity. Bases 1 to 621 code for a protein of 206 amino acids. Lineage: Eukaryota; Fungi; Ascomycota; Eurotiomycetes; Onygenales; Arthrodermataceae.
AUGGUUCUCAAACUCUAUGGAUCCGCGAUGUCCACGGCCCGCGUCCUGGUCGUGAUUCUGGAGAAACAAUUGCCAUAUGAGCACAUCCUCGUAGAUAUUGCAAAAGGAGAACAGAAAACUGAAGAAUACAAAAAGUUGCAGCCUUUUGGGAAAGUACCUGUGUUGGAGGAUGAUGGGUUUGUCAUGUUUGAGAGUAGAGCUAUCUGCAAAUAUCUUGCGAGGCAAUUAAUCCCCGACGAGAGCGACCAUAGGGCAUACGGCCUCUUUGAACAGGCUUGUUCUAUGGAGCAAAGUUAUUUUGCAGCCGCUGCUGAAACGUUAGGGACUGAACUCGUCAUCAAAAAAGUCAAGGGACUUGGGCCUCCAGACGAAGCCAGAGUCGCGCAAGCUGAAGCUGAUCUUGAUACGGCAUUAGCCAUAUAUGACAAGAUUCUUGCCAGGCAGGAGUUUCUCGCGGGUAAUGAGCUGACAUUGGCUGAUUUGUUUCACUUGCCCAAUGCCUCUGCUCUAUGGGCAUUUGGGUAUCAGGACACAUUUAAAAAGUAUGCGAAUGUCGUCAAGUGGUUCGAAAGCUUACAGAGAAGAGAGACUUGGGUCAAAGCAACUGCAUUGGCUGGAUAG